This is a messenger RNA of Emiliania huxleyi CCMP1516, 480 nucleotides long. RefSeq lists its product as hypothetical. The coding region runs from base 1 to 480 and encodes 159 amino acids. NCBI's taxonomy places the organism in Eukaryota, Haptophyta, Isochrysidales, Noelaerhabdaceae. The transcript has 2 exons. The record is from RefSeq and is a predicted model, not a curated record.
AUGAUAGAGCAGGCGGCGAUCGAAGGACGCGAAAUAUGCAUCGGCUUCCAGGAUCUGUCAACAUGCUUCAUGAGCAUCGUAAAGGAGAUACAAUUUCAGCUCGAGGCGGCGCUAGGAGUAGAACCCGAGAUCAGCGCGGUAAUUAAGGCGCUACACACAAACGUUACAGGGCAAUUUGAGACCGAACAUGGGCUGUCGGACGCAUUCCCCCUGGACCGAGGCACAGGCCAGGGCGAUCCGAACGGAGGGUCGAGGGCGAAGAUGCCGAUAGCAAUGGGACAAUGGGCGGUGUCCAAGUACGCGAGAGGAUUCGCGGUCACAAAAGGAGAAAACGGGCGGGUGCCACAGCUAUAUUACGCGGACGACGGCUCAUUCAUCACUGAGAGCACCGCGGACCUACAGGCGAUAUUCGACCUGAACUGGUACUUAAUGAAGAUGAGUGGCAUGGCGGUCAAGAAGGCGCGCCAAUGCGACUCCUAA